AUGAUAAUCCCAUAUAUGAUUAAAGUAGCUAAAGAAGGUGUAAAAGUACUUGGACGAUGUGGUAGUUUUGAGGAUCCAACUGAUUUUGUUUGUGAGCAAUGGCCAUGGUUAGAAGGUUCUGCUGCUGAACAUAUUCUACAACGAUUAUCACCAAUCAAAGAAUCAAUAUCAAAUCAUUCAAAUAAUACUCAAUUUGAUCCAUUAGAAGCAUUGAUUCGAAUUCAGGCUAAUAAUGCUAAUUCACAACAAGAAAUGGUGCAAUAA
This is a messenger RNA of Loa loa (African eye worm), 264 nucleotides long. RefSeq lists its product as hypothetical. The transcript is spliced from 2 exons. Lineage: Eukaryota; Metazoa; Nematoda; Chromadorea; Rhabditida; Onchocercidae. Gene Ontology annotation, biological process: nervous system development; neurogenesis. The record is from RefSeq and is a predicted model, not a curated record. The coding region runs from base 1 to 264 and encodes 87 amino acids.